AUGUCUAGUGAUCUAAAGCUCGAGCUCACCCAGGAGCGUUCAGAAAAUGUUAAUGAUCCCGAAGAUCUGGAAGAGAAUGAACUAGAAGAGCAUCCAGACAAACUUGUAAAUCCAGAUGAAGUUGUUCAGGUAGAGGGUGCGCCGAAGAAAAAGAGGGAGAGAAAGGAAACUGCACAUCUUGUUCGUGACUCGGGUAAAUCACUUCUACCGUUUUCAAGGGUCCAAAAGAUCAUAAAAGCGGACAAGGAUAUACCUAUCAUUGCACGAGAUGCUACGUUCCUGAUAUCCCUUGCAGCGGAGGAGUUCAUUAAACGGCUGUGUCAGGCUGGGCAAAAAGCGGCUGAAAAGGAAAGAAGAACUACCGUGCAACAUAAAGAUCUGGCUACUGUCGUUCGAAGAGCAGACGAAUUCAUGUUCCUUGACGAAAUUAUUUCACUCAACCAACCAGAACCUCAGAAACGAGUUCCAAAAGCUCUGGCAGCCAAUGGCACAGUGUUACCAGCUGGUUCUGGGCCAACGCUUCUUGACUCGUUCGUCAAGACCCCUUCUAUGGGACCCGGUUCUGAGCAGUUGCAGGACGUGCAAAGCUCGGUAUGA
Messenger RNA from Lentinula edodes (shiitake mushroom), 597 nucleotides. RefSeq lists its product as uncharacterized. Lineage: Eukaryota; Fungi; Basidiomycota; Agaricomycetes; Agaricales; Omphalotaceae. Gene Ontology annotation, molecular function: protein heterodimerization activity. Gene Ontology annotation, biological process: regulation of DNA-templated transcription. The coding region runs from base 1 to 597 and encodes 198 amino acids. Gene Ontology annotation, cellular component: nucleus. The transcript has 4 exons. The record is from RefSeq and is a predicted model, not a curated record.